Molecule: messenger RNA, 1830 nt
Organism: Mucor velutinosus
Lineage: Eukaryota; Fungi; Mucoromycota; Mucoromycetes; Mucorales; Mucoraceae
Exons: 8
Coding region: 1-1830 (609 amino acids)
Biological process (GO): carbohydrate metabolic process; mannose trimming involved in glycoprotein ERAD pathway
Cellular component (GO): membrane; endoplasmic reticulum
Molecular function (GO): calcium ion binding; mannosyl-oligosaccharide 1,2-alpha-mannosidase activity
Source: RefSeq, a predicted model, not a curated record
AUGCCUCACCAGACCCUCAUCUCUAAAAUUCCGCCUAGGUGGAGAGCUGCCAGCGUUAUUUUUAUUUGCUUUCUGAUCAUCCUAUUUACGUAUCAUUACAAGCACUCCAAUGACGACAAUACAGCGUCUUGGAAACAAAAACCUAGCCUGCCUGAAGAUGAAUAUUCUGCAACAUUGUUCAAGCCAAAACAGGAUUCUGGAAGUGACAUUCACUUUCAAUCGCAGUUGCCCAGAAUACAGACUGACUUUGAGACCGAAACACAGGAGGAAAGGCUGACAAGGGAGAACAGACGAGAAGCGGUCAAAGCGUCGUUUAUGCAUGCAUGGAACGGCUACAAAACAUACGCUAUGGGAGCAGACGAAUUACGACCACUAUCAAACAAAACAAACAACCCAUUUGGCGGACUCGGCGCUACCAUGAUCGACAGUUUAAGUACUAUGCUUAUUAUGGGUCUGGAUCAAGAAUUUCAGCAAGUUCUGCCGCUUGUGGAUCAGCUCAAUGUGCACGUCAACGAGUCGUUGAGUGUGUUUGAAACUACGAUUCGGUAUGUUGGUGGUCUCUUGAGCGCAUAUGAGCUAUCAAAUCACCCAGAACGAGAUAUCCUGCUGAGAAAGGCAGAACAAUUGGCCAUUGCAUUGUUACCAGCUUUUGACACACCAUUCGGAAUACCCUAUUACAAAUUUAAUCCUAUAACGCUUGGCUAUGAAAGUUAUCGUACCUAUUUAGCUGAUGCAGCCACAAUUCAGCUAGAGUUCUAUACUUUAUCACAUCACACACAGAAUCCAAUAUACGCAGAAAAGGCUCAAGCGAUCACUGAUUUCUUGGAAUCAUACAAACGAAGUGAUUACACUUAUGGAGCCAUUCCUCCAGGGCUGUUUCCUAACGAAAUCAACGUUAGAACAGGAAAGUUUUUGUUUUCUUCCAUUGGAUUCGGAGCAAUGGGCGACAGUGCGUACGAGUACUUUCUGAAGGAGCACAUCUUUACAGAUGGCCAAAUGCCUCAAUUUUCACGAAUGUACACAAAGGCAAUUGAUUCAAUGAAGGCCAACAUGCUGGUUCAAAUCCCAGGUACAAAAAUGCUGCAUCUUCCUACAUUCAAUACCAAACGAGGCAAGGUGGAUAAUACCAUGGAUCAUUUGACAUGCUUUGUACCUGGCAUGCUGGCCAUGGGAUCCAAACUAUUGAAUAGACCUGAGGAUUUGAACAUUGCCAAGGGUAUUUUGGACACUUGCAUUUACAUGUAUCGUUCGUCAAAUACCAACCUCUCGCCUGAUGCUUGGAUCAUUGAUAAUGACCAGUUUAUGCCUUACAACAAAUACACUUUUGGAAAGACAAAAGAAGAGGUGAGCAAAUUGGGCGCAUGGUGGGACAAGCUCACUGGUCCAGCCAUCACGGAUCCAGUGGAAGUUCCCAAUACCAAAAAUCGUACAUUGGAUGCUGUGGCCAAGCUGCCUCUUGGCUGGGUUGUGUCAAAUGAUGCUCGUUAUCUGUUACGUCCAGAGACGCUUGAAAGCUUGUUUGUCCUUUACAGAAUUACAGGUGAUCCCAGAUACCAAGAAUAUGGCUGGGAGAUUUACCAAGGGAUUGAAAACUACUGCAAAACUCCCAGUGCUUAUGCUUCAGUAAAAAAUGUUCAUUCUUACAGAAAGAAACCGUUCUUGAAUCAGAUUGACAGUAUGGAGACAUUUUUGCUCGCAGAAACGCUUAAAUACCUGUAUUUGCUUUUCAGCCCACCUAAUGUGAUUUCUCUUGACGAAUAUGUACUGAAUACAGAAGCCCAUCCGUUAAAACGACGCCCAUUCAAGGUACAAUUUAAUAUUAGACAUUAG